This is a messenger RNA of Phascolarctos cinereus (koala), 1452 nucleotides long. RefSeq names its product RAD9 checkpoint clamp component A (gene RAD9A). Lineage: Eukaryota; Metazoa; Chordata; Mammalia; Diprotodontia; Phascolarctidae. The record is from RefSeq and is a predicted model, not a curated record. Gene Ontology annotation, biological process: DNA repair; cellular response to ionizing radiation; mitotic intra-S DNA damage checkpoint signaling. Gene Ontology annotation, cellular component: checkpoint clamp complex.
UCCAAUGAGAGGGCGAGGCGGGCCGGGGCCGGCACCAAGGCCCAGUGCGCGGGAAAGGAGCUGGCCCAGGGGGCAGAGACCGGGCCGGCCGAGGGCGGGAGGCGGGGGGAGGCUGGGCCCGGCGACAUGAAGUGCCUCGUGACGGGGGGAAACGUGCGGGUGCUGGGUAAGGCCGCGCACUCGCUGUCGCGCAUCGGAGACGAGCUGUACCUGGAGCCGCUGGAGAACGGGCUCUCGCUGCGCACGGUGAACGCGUCGCGCUCGGCCUUCGCGUGCUUCCUCUUCGCCCCGCUCUUCUUCCAGCACUACCAGGCUGCGCGGCCCCCGCAGGCGCAGCCGCCGCGCUGCAAGGUCCUCAUGAAGUCCUUCCUGUCCGUGUUCCGCUCGCCGGUGGCCCUGGAGAAGACGGUGGAGCGCUGCUGCAUCGCCCUGAGCCCGGAAAGCAGCCGCCUGGUCAUCCAGCUGCACUGCAAGCACGGUGUGACCAAGACCCACAACCUGUCUUUCCAGGAGUGCGAGUCCCUCCAGGCCAUCUUCGACCCGGCCCAGUGCCCGAACCUGCUCCGUGCCCCUGCCCGGGUGUUGGUGGAGGCCGUGGCACCCUUCUCCCCAGCGCUCUCAGAGGUGACGCUGGGUGUGAGCCCGGGCCGCAGGGUUGUCUUCCGAAGUUACCUGGAGGAGGACACAGAUGCUACCAAGGCCAUGAUGACAGAGAUGAGCCUCAACGAGGAGGAGUUCCAGCAGCUGGAGGCCCAGGAGGGAGCGUCCAUCACUUUCUGCCUCAAGGAGUUCCGGGGUCUCCUGAGCUUUGCGGAGUCUGCUAACCUGCCCCUCAACAUCCACUUCGAUGUUCCUGGCAGGCCGGCCAUCUUCACCAUUGAGGAUUCGCUACUGGAUGGCCACUUUGUACUGGCCACCCUCUCUGAGCCUGACCUCUGCUCUCAGGAGCCUUCUCGACCUGGGCAGGGGGCUCACAGCACAAUGCACCUGGACGACUUUGCCAAUGACGACAUUGACUCUUACAUGAUCGCCAUGGAAACUACUGUGUGUGAAGGGGCAGCGGUGGCCCCCUGCACCCCUUCCCCUUUGUCUGAAGAAGAGGAGGCAGAGCCCAGUGUGGUGCCUGGGACCCCUCCCCUAAAAAAGUUCCGGUCCCUGUUCUUUGGCUCAGUAUUGGCCCCGACAGAACCUCCCUGUGAGCCCAACCCAGUACUAGCAGAAGACAGUGAUGGGGAGGGCUGACUCCUGCUCCCCGGGGACACCAGCGGCUGUGUCACCUUCUCAGGAGGAAAGUGGGGCGACUGCUCCCCUGCCUGCCUGGUUUGUGCUGGGAAAGGCCUGAACGAUGCUUGUGGCCGUCCUGAUGGAGAUGGAGAAGAGCUUGGGCCCAGAGGGGACGGCCAGCCCAGGCAGCACCUCCUCCCACAAUAAAGACUCCCAAGUCCUGAAGCA